Molecule: messenger RNA, 789 nt
Organism: Rotaria socialis
Lineage: Eukaryota; Metazoa; Rotifera; Eurotatoria; Philodinida; Philodinidae
Source: the annotation of a GenBank genome assembly
AUGCGUCUAAUUACUCGUCAUCAGUUACCUUCGAUUCAUCCCAGGCGGUCUUUUGUUUCCUUGUUAUUUACUAUUAGUAUUUUUGUUAGUAUAGGAAUUAUUUUACGUGCUGCUAAUCAAGAUACACAAUCAACUGCAAUUAUAAAUGAACCAAUUGUAACAAAACAAAAAGAAGUAAAAUUAUCCGAAAAUAAGACUAUAUUAAAUCAAAAAAUUGCUCCCGUUCAAAAAGAAAACGCAUGGCCUUUAGAUGCUCAAGGUCGUUCAUUAAAAACAAACUUCUUAGUUCUUGAUUGGACUGGUUUUUUCGGUGGAGGAGCUACUGAAGGUGAACGUGUACUAUGUUCAUCAUCCAAUACUACGUUUGUAUGGACACGUCAACACAAUCGAAUUGAAGAAACUGAUUUUAUUAUUGCACAUGAUGGUGGUGCUGGCGGAAGUAUUCCAUUCGAUCAUUUACAUCUUAAUAAAGAUCAACAACAAUAUACAAUGGCAUUCGUUAUGGAAAGUGAAGUACAUUCAACAACAGGCAAUGCUUGGGCAAGAUUUAAUUUUAUAAUGACAUAUAAUCUUGAUGACAGUUAUCCAGAGCCAGCAACAUACUUUGAUAUGAAUUUAUACUUGGAUGAUUUACUCAGGCCACCAAGUGUUUCGUUUGAAGACAAAGAAAAACAAGCCGAUGCUGUGUGGAUUAUUUCAAAUUGUAAUGCACAAAAUGGUCGUGAAGGAUUUAUUCAACGAUUAAUGCAAGAAAUCAAAAUCGAUUCGUUCGGAUCAUGUUUUAAAUAA